Messenger RNA from Entamoeba invadens IP1, 1644 nucleotides. RefSeq lists its product as hypothetical. NCBI's taxonomy places the organism in Eukaryota, Evosea, Mastigamoebida, Endamoebidae. Gene Ontology annotation, cellular component: endoplasmic reticulum exit site; COPII vesicle coat. The record is from RefSeq and is a predicted model, not a curated record. The coding region runs from base 1 to 1644 and encodes 547 amino acids. Gene Ontology annotation, molecular function: SNARE binding; zinc ion binding. The transcript has a single exon. Gene Ontology annotation, biological process: COPII-coated vesicle cargo loading; intracellular protein transport; endoplasmic reticulum to Golgi vesicle-mediated transport.
AUGUUGAAAGCGGCAACUUCCAAAGCAAAAUUUUCUCGUGCUUACCCUCCUCCACCACCCCCACCACCAGGAGGAGCUGUUCCACCCCCACCAGGGGCAUCUGCUCCAAAAUGUGAAGCUCCUGCUUCUUUAGACACGAACAUUAUGUCUGUUGAGUUGGGGUUUUUGAACGAAGAAGUUCCAAUUCGCGUAGGUGAUCCAAUCACAUGCAAAUAUUGCCAAAGUAUAUUGUCUUACUUAGACACCGUCAAAGAUGGCGAGUGGACUUGUCAUUUCUGUAGCACCAAAAAUACGGUCAGUGGUAUACUUCCCGAAGAAAUACCCGAUGCACCCAUUUUGGAUUAUGUCUUAGAGGCUCCAAUUACUAAAACGGACUCUGAAAAAACAGAGGACAAUGGCACUAUAGUGUAUUGUAUUGACACUUCCGGCUCAAUGAGUAUUAAUGUUGACUUAACGAAUAAUGGAGUGCAACUGACUCGACUUGACGUCGUCAAAAACGCGAUGUGUCAACAGCUGAAGAAUUUGAAAGAAAAAAGUCCAAAUCAAAAGAUCUGUGUAGUCCAAUUUUCAAAAGACGUCAAAAUCCUUGGGGAUUGCACACACAAUGCAAUUAUUGUGAAGUCCAAUUUGCUCUCUGAUUAUGACGGCUUAGUCGAUUUGGCCAAAGAGAAAGUGACAUUAAGUCCACUGAGCACAACUUUAAACGCAAUAUUAAAGAAAGUAAAAGACUUAGAAGAACAAGGUUCCACUGCUUUAGGUCCCGCGCUGUUAAUAUCAACUAUCAUAGCUGGUAAAGAGAAGAAUGGCAAAGUUAUUCUCUGCACUGAUGGAACCGCGAACAAUGGAUUAGGUAACUUAGAAGAGGACCCCGACGUUAAUAAAGCCUUUUAUGAGAAAAUAGGACAAGUCGCGAAGAGCAGUGGGGUGAUCAUUAAUAUCAAUACAUUGAAAGGAUGCGACGCAAACCUCAAACGGAUCUCUCCGUGUACUGUAGAGUGUGGUGGAAGUGUUCUUGUAGUUGAUCCAAAACAAGUCGCAGAUGCCUUUAAUGAUGCUUUGGGGACUAAUGUCAUAGCAACGGAUGUCGAGAUUGGUAUCUACUUACACCCCGCGGUAUAUAUCAAUGACUCCAUCCAAUCGGAACAACCAAGUCGAAGACAAGUCUCCAUCGGAAACGUGAAUGACGACACAACAUAUCAGUUCAAAUAUUCAAUGAGAAGCGAAGAAGAGACUAAAGCCUUUGGCGAGAUGAAGAAUUUCCCCGUCCAAGUGCAGAUCAAAUACACCAAAUUGAAUGGGUUCAAGGGAAUUCGAGUCAUCUCAAAAACAGUCGAAAUCGCAGAAGAGAAGGAAGAAGUCAAAGUCGUCGACGGAGAUGUCUUACAGACUUACUACAUCCAACAAACGGCAAUCCACAAAAGAAGAAACUCAAUUGAAAACGCUCGACAAAACAUGAGUAUGUUUAGAAUGGCUCAGGAGGCUUCCGCUCAACCAAUGCAAGAGGUUUAUAAAGACUAUGCUGACGACAUGGAAGAAGCUAUGGACGCAAGUUUGUCAAGUGAUGAAGACGCAGAGGUUUACGCUAAUGCGACGACCUGGAACGCAAAAAAAGCAAAGAAGUACAGCACUUUCUCUUCUAAAUAA